Molecule: messenger RNA, 1574 nt
Organism: Sphaeramia orbicularis (orbiculate cardinalfish)
Lineage: Eukaryota; Metazoa; Chordata; Actinopteri; Kurtiformes; Apogonidae
Gene: psat1
Product: phosphoserine aminotransferase 1
Exons: 9
Coding region: 91-1197 (368 amino acids)
Biological process (GO): L-serine biosynthetic process
Cellular component (GO): cytoplasm
Molecular function (GO): O-phospho-L-serine:2-oxoglutarate transaminase activity; pyridoxal phosphate binding
Source: RefSeq, a predicted model, not a curated record
GUCCACAGACACCAGACUGAAGAGGAAGACACACCAUCACUCUGAGUCCAACUGAAGCCAACAUCACUUGGUUCCAAACAGUUUUAGAUUAUGGAGCAGAGACAAACCAUUAAUUUCGGCGCGGGGCCUGCGAAACUGCCGCAGUCGGUGCUGCUCCAAGCACAAAAGGAGCUCCUCAGCUACAGCACCACUGGCAUCAGUGUUCUGGAGAUGAGUCACCGAUCAUCAGACUUCAACAAGAUCCUGAACAAGACGGAGAGUCUGAUGCGAGAGCUGCUAAAUAUCCCAGACAACUAUAAGGUGAUGUUCCUGCAGGGGGGCGGGUCUGGACAGUUCAGCGCUGUUCCUUUGAAUCUGAUUGGCCUGAAGGAGGACAGGUGUGCCGAUUACCUGGUGACUGGUACAUGGUCGGCCAAAGCUGCCAAAGAGGCGGAGAAGUACGGCAAGGUCAACAUCGUCCAUCCCAAGUUGGAUAGUUACACAAAAAUCCCAGAGCCCAGCAGCUGGACUCUGAACCCCUCCGCCUCCUACGUCUACUACUGCUGCAACGAGACCGUUCACGGCGUCGAAUACAACUUCACCCCUGAAACAAACGGGGUGGUCCUGGUCAGCGACAUGUCCUCUAAUUUCCUGUCCCGACCGGUGGAUGUGUCCAAGUUUGGACUGAUUUUUGCCGGAGCUCAAAAAAAUGUGGGUUGUGCCGGAGUGACCGUGGUCAUUGUGCGAGAGGACUUGUUAGGACACGCCCUCAAAGAGUGUCCCAUCGUCCUGGACUACAAGGUGCAAGCUGAAAUGAACUCGCUGUACAACACGCCACCAUGUUUCAGUAUCUACAUUAUGGGCCUGGUUCUGGAGUGGAUCAAGAACAACGGCGGCAGUGCUGCCAUGGAGGCUCUCAACAAGCAGAAGUCGUCUCUUAUUUAUGACAUUAUCAACAGCUCAAAUGGUUUCUAUGUGUGUCCCGUGGACACAGCGUGCCGAAGCCGCAUGAACAUACCGUUUCGUCUAGGAAAGAAAGAAGGGGACGAGGCCUUGGAAAAGGAGUUUCUAGAUGGGGCGUCCAAACGUGGAAUGAUUUCACUCAAAGGACACAGGUCAGUGGGGGGAAUCCGUGCAUCCCUCUACAACGCUGUGACACUGGAGGACACUGAAGCCCUGGCCAGUUACAUGACAGAGUUCCUGAAAGAUCACCUUUAAAAACACCACUCAUGCAGACUGUUUGCUGUAAAAAAACAACAACCCUUUGGUUUAUGUUUAGUGUGAGAUCCAUGUUGGAUCUGGAAGGUGUUCCUUUAGACACAUGUUUUGUAACACCCUUUCACUGUUCCUGGAGCUUUAACCACUGCUGAUGCCAGUACUGUCUGUCUUAAACCUGUGAUUCCUAGAUAUUUUACAAACUUGUUAACUAACACGGUUUAAUGUACAUAUAAUAGGUUAUUCUUGUUACUUGUAUAUUUACAUUCCAGUAAACAUAACCUGGCGAUUUGUCAAUUCUCUUAGAUGCUCUUUGAUAGUUUAAAGGUAUAAUUUGUAAUAUUUCUACUAUCAUGGAUUAAUAAAGUAACUAAAUGCAU